This is a messenger RNA of Lycium ferocissimum, 794 nucleotides long. RefSeq lists its product as uncharacterized. The transcript is spliced from 3 exons. Lineage: Eukaryota; Viridiplantae; Streptophyta; Magnoliopsida; Solanales; Solanaceae. The record is from RefSeq and is a predicted model, not a curated record. The coding region runs from base 71 to 241 and encodes 56 amino acids.
AAAAGGGGGACACAAUAAAUCAAAUUCAUCUUUUAACCAUCACAUAUUUCCUCUUCGAUCAUAAUUGAAAAUGAAUUGGGUUCAAAGGAAAAUAUAUUUGUACAAUGUCACUUUUGGAUUGUACAUGCUCGACUGGUGGGAACGUUGUCUCUUCAAUAUCUUGGUGCUUGUUUUGCUAUGGUUUAUGGCUUACAAUACGUUUCGAUAUGCUUCCGACCUCUUCAAUAGGCAACUGUGGUGAAAGUUCAUCAGCUGCGUCGAGCCUUGUUCUUGACCAUAUAACUAAGAGAGAUAUGUAUGCCUCUUUUGGCAUUUAACUUGUACGGUUGUUGAAAUUGUUUCGUUGUGCCAUAGAUACAGUUGGCUUUUUAUGAACCAGAAAAAUAAUAUGUUACUGCUCUUUUCUUAUUCUUUACCAAUAGAUGAUGACAUUUAAUGUAAUAGUAAGCAAUUCAAGCAGAUAUUGGCUCGAGUUGAAUUUCCGAUUGUUGUGAGGAAUGCUUUGAAAUUAACUCAUCAGUUUGCGAAGAAAACAUGUUGGUUCAUUCUUCAAGAUUAAUAUGUAUUUGGACAGAUUUUGUCAUACCCAGUCAUGUAUUGCUUCAAGUUCAACCGCCUUUCUUUCUAGUUACGUAUAUUUUCAAAGAGUUGUGGAUUAAUUCAGUAGCUCCCUCUAAUAUGCCCUAUCUUGUUUUUGUUCUUUUUUCACCAUUUGUCCUAUGCCUUGUUGUUUUCAACCUUGUGAGGAGUACUUUGAAAUUAGCAGUGAAGAAAAACAAAUUGAUUCAUUUUUU